Molecule: messenger RNA, 249 nt
Organism: Dictyostelium discoideum AX4
Lineage: Eukaryota; Evosea; Eumycetozoa; Dictyosteliales; Dictyosteliaceae
Exons: 1
Coding region: 1-249 (82 amino acids)
Source: RefSeq, a predicted model, not a curated record
AUGUGUAUUUUAAAAUCAGCACCACCAACAAAUAUUCAAUUAGUUAGAACCUAUAGAUCUCUUCUUAGAAAAGCGAGCAAUGAAUUAAAAUAUACAAAUUUCGAAUAUUUCAGAUUAAGAUUAAACAAUUCAUUUAAAGAACCAGUUGAAGAUGAUUAUGAAAAAUUUAGAAAAUAUCAAGUAUGUUAUAUUAUUUAUUUAUUUAUUUAUUUAUUUAUUUAUUUUGUUUUUUUUUUUUUUAAAAAAUAA